Messenger RNA from Ilex paraguariensis (yerba mate), 2832 nucleotides. NCBI's taxonomy places the organism in Eukaryota, Viridiplantae, Streptophyta, Magnoliopsida, Aquifoliales, Aquifoliaceae. The record is from the annotation of a GenBank genome assembly.
AUGCCCGCAAAAAGAUUAGUUGAGAAUAAUAGAUGUGAGUGUCCCAGUUCACCGAAUAUUAAGCGUUUGAAGGGUGAUGCCAUUGGACAAUUUCCAAAACAUUGUGGUGCACUUGACUCUCGAGACGGUGAAAGGAAAUUGAAGGUAUCGCAGGGGGCUGUUUUGGACGUGAUGCCUCUGAGCAUUUGGGUACCUAAUGAUUUGCCAUAUUCGGUUAUGAAGACAUUGGUUUCACAUGGUAAGGUUGAUGCUCUUGAGACAAAAAUGACUGGGAAGAAUGUGGAAAUGGAUUUGCCAAAAGAGUUGGGAAAGUCUGAAUUGGUCAAUGUGGUGGCAAAUGGUGGUCAGCCUAGGCAGAUUGAUAUAGAAUGGCAAUCCACUGCACUAGACUUCCGUCAAUGCGGGGAAUGGGGAGCGUCAUAUAGAAGCAACCUUACCUCUACAUUCAGAGAGACUAUUUCUGCAACUCGAACUCUUGACACUCAGGUCACAAUAGAGCAAUCUUACCACUGUGCCAAGGUCCACCCUCAGGAAAUUGGGGAUGGAUAUGUGCAGGGGAGAAAGUUAGAACAGAAUGUUUCGAAGAAAAAUCCAGAAAAGGUUCAACAUGAACCUAGACAGGUCAACGAAAUGUGCAAGCUGGUUCAAGAGAAAACAUCUGAUUGUGAUCUCAAGCAGGAAGAAGAUGGAGAUGAAGUCCACAUUUUAUCUCCAUUGGAGUGGAAUUUGUUGGAAUCUGGUUUUAAGCGUCAGACGGUCUGUAACAUAGAUGGAGUUAGAAGUCUUGUUGAGAAAAGCUGUAAGGAUCCUGAAAAAUGCAACAGAAACAAUUUUUGUGAGGUUGAAAGUGGUGCACUGGCAGAGUCUCAAGAAGUAGAAUCUUUUCAACUGGCUCCUUCAUUUGUUGACAAUUUAACUGCUGAGCAGUGGGGGAAAAGGGUCUUUGAUUGUGGAUUUACUGAAUCUAUGUGUGGAUACAAAGGUCAGAAUUUUGAUUUAAUGGAUGUGGACAGAUCUAAAAAUGUUUCAGGAUCGAAUUCUACAAGAAAUGAAUCUCUUGCUCUUGGCAUGAAAACUGCUUAUCAUUGUAUGAGUUCAGCAUUUGGCAACGAUGAAGAACAUGAACUUAUUCUCGCAGCCAAAGAGUCAACUGAUGGGAGUAUUGUUCCUUAUGAUGAGUACCAGACACUUGUCAGUCGCAAUAAAGUAAGGGAGGCCGUAAAUCUCUUUGAAGAGAUGUAUAACAAGAUGUUUCAAGAAUAUAACACAAAGGACCCACGAAAGCCCGUUGGGCAGAUUCAUGUGGAAGCAGCAAUGGUUCUCAAAAAACAGCAAAAACAGGGUAAUGCUGAUAAGCACUUUCUGGGACAUGUUCCUGGUGUUGAAGUUGGUGAUAGGUUUCGGUUUUGGGCUGAACUUGUUAUUAUUGGCCUACAUCAUCAAUUUUCUUCAGGUAUACAUUACGUGAAGAAAGAUGGAAAAAUUUUAGCCACUAGCAUUGUGGCUUCUGGUCGUUAUUCAAACAACACAGAAUCUACUGAUGUUUUAGUAUAUUCGGGUCAAGGCGGAAAUCCAGCUACCGGAGAUAACAAACCUGAAGAUCAAAAGCUUGAGCGAGGUAAUCUUGCGUUAAAGAACAGCAUGGAUGCAAAAACUCCUGUAAGGGUUAUCCUUGGUCAUCGGAGGGACUCAAUAUACAUAUAUAAUGGUCUGUACACUGUGGAGGAGUAUUGGCAAGAAAGAGGGUCAUACGGCAAAUUAGUAUUUAGGUUUAAAUUAAAUAGAAUACCAGGGCUACCAAAAUUUACUCAACAAAUCCUGAUUAAGCCAAAAAAAUCUAAAGCAUGCUUUGAGCGUUGUGUGGCAGAUGAUGUAUCUGGUGGGAAAGAGAAAAUGUGCAUUCGUGCAAUGAAUGCUUUGGAUGAUGAGAAACCCCCACCUUUUACUUACAUAACCAAUAUGAUAUAUUCAGACUGGUAUGACCACUCUAUGCCAAUUGGUUGCGAUUGCACCAACGGAUGCUCUGAUUCUGAGCAAUGUUCUUGUGCAUUAAAGAAUGGAGGUGAGAUUCCUUUCAACAAUAGUGGUGCUAUUGUUAGAGCAAAACCUGUUGUCUAUGAGUGUGGUUCUUCUUGCAAAUGUCCCCCUUCUUGCAUGAAUAGAUCUACUCAACACAGUGUUCGAUAUCAGUUGGAGGUCUUCAAGACUGAAUCAAGGGGAUGGGGUGUUAGAUCACAAGAUUUUAUUUCGUCUGGAAGCUUUAUUUGUGAAUAUGUAGGCGAGUUGCUUCGAGAAAAGGAAGCUGAAGAAAGGGCUGGUAGUGAUGAGUAUUUGUUUGAUAUUGGGAAUUCCCAAUUUGAUGAAACAGAGGAUGAUACCUUUACUAUUGAUGCAGCACAGUUUGGGAAUGUUGGGAGAUUUAUUAACCAUAGUUGCUCGCCUAACCUUUAUGCUCAAAAUGUUUUUUAUGAUCAUGAUGACCAGAGAAUGCCUCAUGUAAUGUUGUUCGCUUCGAAGAACAUACCUCCUUUACGAGAACUAACUUAUGAUUACAAUUACAAGAUCGAUCAAGUUCGCGAUGCUAAUGGCAAUAUCAAGAAGAAGAAUUGUUAUUGCGGUGCUCGCAGACGAGUCGGAGCUGUUCACUUUCAAUGGAUUGCCUGGGAUCUUGAAACCUCUUGGCUUAUGAGGACAAGAGUGGAAACGUCUGUGAAAGAAUUGUGUUGCGGGGUGAAAGGUUUCUUGUUGGGCUUUUCAGCCCUCCUGUUCUCCACCUACUUGUGGAAGCAGGGCCCCGGGUGGGUGGGUUGUGAGAUUAAGUUUUCAAGGUGA